Molecule: messenger RNA, 969 nt
Organism: Manduca sexta (tobacco hornworm)
Lineage: Eukaryota; Metazoa; Arthropoda; Insecta; Lepidoptera; Sphingidae
Product: vegetative cell wall protein gp1-like
Exons: 3
Coding region: 1-969 (322 amino acids)
Source: RefSeq, a predicted model, not a curated record
AUGGCUGAACCUAGGCCUAUGGACACUGACGAGCCCGCGGUGGAGGUCGGCAAGACAAAAAACGCCUUGCUGACAACUAUCGCAGAAUACAUUAAGAGCGACCCAAUGUUCUGCUCUCUGGUCCACUCCCUAGUGGUUGCCAAUGCCCCCCGUGCGGUGCCUGACUCGCCGGAGUCACCCGCUUCACCCGCGUCAUCCGCGACCUCUACCGACUCAUCUGAGUCAUCCUCUUCCUCCGACUCGUCGGAGUCGGCCGAGUCCUCGGACGGACCUAGUCCGCCCGGGAGCCCGGCCGGAGCCGUCGAUCCCGACCUCGCCAUGGAUUCCGAUCCAGGCGCACCCAGCUUUCCGCUGGCCGCGUCGUCGGAACUCGACGACGACGGCUUCACGACCGUGAGGAACGGGCGCAGGAAGAAGCAGCGUGGCUCAGAAGCUCCUGCGUCCCAAGCGCCUUCUGCGCCGUCCGCGCCUUCUGCGCAAAAACUAAAACCCGCGGCUUCCCAGCCCGCGCCCGCUAGCUCGACGGAUUCGUCGCCACCGACCAACCUUAAGGGGCCUAAAAGCCACCGAAGGACCAAUCAGGCCCCUAAGGCCAAGGCCCCUCAGGCCGAAAAAUUCGUUUUGGCCCCAGCCCCGACACGUAACCCGUGGUUUCCCGCCACGGUACGUGCCGACUCGCGUCCCCAGGCCCAGGGCGGUGGUUCUCCCGGAGGAUCUCCCGCCACCCCGGCCACAAUACCAGCAGCGGCGGCCACUGUUCCCGCUCCCGUCCCAACGCCCUCGACCUCCAAGGCUACCUCUUCCAAGGUAGUCAAGUCGAAGGCUCCCGCACCAUCCAAACCCCAGGUGGCGGCGACUCCGGCGUCUAGCGGCGCGGCUUCUUCAUUCUCUGGUUUCCCCAGAGAUUAUCGAACUCCACGCGCUGAUCCACGACUGCUCGUCCAAAAUGAAGGCACUGGGCCGCUCUGA